This is a messenger RNA of Cornus florida, 1254 nucleotides long. RefSeq names its product ATG8-interacting protein 1. The record is from RefSeq and is a predicted model, not a curated record. Lineage: Eukaryota; Viridiplantae; Streptophyta; Magnoliopsida; Cornales; Cornaceae. Gene Ontology annotation, cellular component: intracellular membrane-bounded organelle. The coding region runs from base 160 to 1116 and encodes 318 amino acids. The transcript is spliced from 4 exons.
CGAAGUAUAUAACGGACUCGUGUGUUCAUUUCCCGAGGGGAUUUCGUCAAUCUCACCGGAGCUUCGUUAUAGUCUCCGAUCGAUCUAUCUAUCUCUAUCUCACUUCUUUGUCAAUCGUCUUUUUUGGAUUCAAUCGAGGAAACUUAAAAUAUCUGGUAGAUGGCGGAUAAUGAGGAGGCAGAGCAAGCUACCUCCCGCGGAAAUGAGUGGGAAGUUGUGUCGCUCACAGCAUCAGCAUAUGCUGCUGCUCCUGGUCCAAAACACAUUGAAUUGAAUGACAAUGACAAGUCUAAUACGGGGGGAGGGGGAGAAGAUGAAGCGGAAACUUCACAUGCAAUGUUUAUGUCGGGUCACUUUGUCUUUCCACCAAGUCAGCAUGAGAAUUUGCCUUUGGAGCCUGAAAAUAUGGAGGUCCAUAAUACAAAGGAAGUUGAAGAUGUUGCUCCUGAAGUGGAUGUUGCGGAGGGGGUAACAUUGAAUGCAAAGGAUGAAGAAAACUGGAAUGUUAAAGAUUACACCAUGCCAGAGGAGUUUCCUGGAAUUCAGUUUUUUGACAAAAAGGGUAACAGGUUAUCUAUUCGCGGUACAGAGUUUGAGGAAGGGUCGACCCUGGAGGGGUUAAAUUUGACUGAUAAAGAGCAGAGUAUUUAUGAUGCAGCCAAAUUAAGUUCUUUUCACAGUGAAACGACCCUGAACAGGUCAACCACAUAUGAUGAGAACGCGAUGAGUUCUGAAUUAAUUGAACCUUCUGAUCAAGGCUUAGAUUCGGACAUCUCGCAAUUGGCAAAAAAACUUACAGAGGAAGAUAAAUAUGAUGAGUCUGAACUUCCUUGUGAAGCUUGGUGGAAGAGGCGAGCUACUUCUUUAUAUACUCAUGCAAAAGAAGCAAAUGCAUUUUGGUCUAUUUUUGUUGCUGCUGCUGUGAUGGGCCUUGUAAUUCUGGGGCAGCGAUGGCAGCAAGAAAGGUGGCAGGUUUUGCAACUUAAGUGGCAGGUCAACAUAAAUGAUGAGAAAAUUGGCAAGAUGUUGGGUCCCAUAUCUCGAUUCAAAGAUGUGAUUGUGGGUGGCAGUCGACGGGGUACUUUUGUCAGGAGCAGCUCCUCCACUGAGCAUUAAGAUGAUGACGAAAAGAGAGACAGAGAGAGAGAUGUGCUAGUUUGCUUUUAAGCGUGAUUAACCUAUUUUUCUUAUUAUUAAGCUACGGAGUUUCAUGUUAAUAUGUGGUUAUUACUAUGCUGAUGCUAUUAUUUUGUU